This is a messenger RNA of Saccostrea echinata, 3408 nucleotides long. RefSeq lists its product as uncharacterized. Gene Ontology annotation, cellular component: secretory granule membrane. The record is from RefSeq and is a predicted model, not a curated record. Gene Ontology annotation, biological process: octopamine biosynthetic process; dopamine catabolic process; norepinephrine biosynthetic process. The transcript is spliced from 21 exons. Gene Ontology annotation, molecular function: dopamine beta-monooxygenase activity; copper ion binding. NCBI's taxonomy places the organism in Eukaryota, Metazoa, Mollusca, Bivalvia, Ostreida, Ostreidae. The coding region runs from base 1 to 3408 and encodes 1135 amino acids.
AUGGCCGAGACAGCUGCCUUCCUUGCCGUAUGCUUGCUAGUAGUGAACACAAUUUACUGUCUUCCUGCACACUCAUCGGGGACAAAAUAUUCUCCAACACCGACAGAAAAGUUUUCAAAACAUACAGUACUAGACCCAGAUGGAAAUUUUCAUUUAUUUUGGAAUUUCAAUGCCACUCAUAUAACGUUUGAAGCUCAUGUUAAAACACACGGAUAUGUUGGCUUUGGACUUUCUCCUAACGGAAAGAUGUACCCAGCAGACAUAGUCAUUGGAUGGGUAAAGCACGGGCAUGCAUUCUUGAAGGAUAGACACUCAAGUGGACAUUUUGAACCAGUCACUGAUGCGUCACAAGAUUGGAUACUUCUCCAUGGAGAAGAAAACCAUCAUGGAACCAUAAUCAAAACUGUCCGUAAACUGGACACGUGUGACGAUGAUGACGUCAAGAUAACCAACGACACCGUUCGGGUAAUCUACGCCUACAGUGACCAUGAACCUCAGCACGAGGGCGAAGGUCUUGUUUAUCAUGGGACCCACAGAGGCGCCAAAAGUCUCAUGUUAUUGACCGAAACCAAAAAAGCCGCCAUACCAAGUGACGUCACAACACGAGAUCUGCUUAAUAAUAGGUUUCUUGUACCAGAUGUUGACACUUUUUAUAUGUGUAGAGUAUUUGAUCUUUCUGACCUUGGAAAGAAACAUCACCUGAUAAAGUAUGAGCCAGUAAUACAGAAAGGCAAUGAGGAAGUUGUUCAUCAUAUUCUUCUUCACAAAUGUUCUGGAAUAGACAGAAAAUAUAUUGGCGUUAAUUUUGAUUGUAACAAUAGCCACAAUCCACAACUUAGAACAUGCAGCAAUAUCAUUCUGGCUUGGGCCAUCGGAGGAGAGGCGUUUUAUUACCCCGAGGAAGCGGGUCUUCCACUCGGAGAAAUAGGAGACAAUGACCUUUUUAUCAUGGAGACUCAUUUUAACAAUGCUGACAAGAGAAAUGAUUUUGUGGACAACUCUGGCUUUCGUCUAACCUUGACACCGACUUUGAGGAGACACGAUGCUGGUAUUCUGAUGGCGGGAUUGGGAGUCAAUGAUUUGCAGAUUGUUCCUCCAUUUGAAAAAGAGUUCCUAUCCAGUGGGUUUUGUACACAAGAGUGUUUGAAAAAGGGUCUUGACUCUUUCUCCGACGGAGUAAACGUAUUCGCAAUACUGGAACACGGUCAUUUGCUGGCCAGAAAAAUGAAGACUAGAAUUUUCCGUAAUGGGACGGAAUUAGAACCGUUAGCAGUGGACAAUAACUAUGAUUUUAAUUACCAAGAUUAUCGAUAUUAUCCCAAGCCUAGAAAAUUAAUGUCGGGCGAUGCCCUGGUUGUGGAAUGCAUUUAUGAUUCUUCACAAAAGUCUGCUGUUACUUAUGGAGGAUUAGCUACCACUGAUGAGAUGUGUCUAUCGUUUAUGGUUUACUAUCCACGGAUGGCCGUAGAAAGCUGUCAGAGUACACCAAUGUAUAACAGUAUCAAUAGAAAAGACUCUAGCGGACAUACAGUGGCGUCUUUCUAUGAUUGGACUUCGGCAACUUCCAGAACGUAUUUCAAACUUGCACUCUCAACAACAAAUCACUGGGCGGGCUGUAGUGGCUCAUCAUUGACCCCAGAAUACAGCCAUCAAGAACUUCAGAUGCUGUUCCCAGAUUCUCCGUACGUUGAGCCACCAUCUACAUGUCCUACGUCGAUGAAUGAAAAGAUGACGUCACUGCCGACAACACUUAAUCCAUGCGGUUCUCCUACACCGACGGAACAAUUUGACUUUCAGGAAAACAUUGAUCCCGACGGAAAAUAUAUACUGUUUUGGAAUGUGAACAAAACACAUAUAGUAUUUGAGGCACACGUGGAAACUAAAGGCUACAUCGGAUUUGGAUUAUCACCAAAUGGUAAAAUGUAUCCUGCUGACAUCAUAGUUGGAUGGGUUAAAGAUGGAGUUCCUCAUUUCAAGGACAUGCACAGUGUUGGUCACUCUAGACCUAUUGUGGAUUCGUCUCAAGACUGGCAUCUACUUUACGCAAAUGAGGACAGUUGUCGGACUUCCUUAAAAAUGGCCAGGAAGCUAGACACCUGUGAUGAUAAAGACUUCAAAAUCACGGAUAAUACAGUGAAAGUUAUUUACUCAUACCACCAUAAUGAUCCUGCUAGCCAUGACACCAUUAUGUAUCACGGAGUCAAUCGCGGGGUCAAAAGUCUAUUGCUUCUGUCCAAAAUAUCCCCUCCAGUUCUAGAGAGCGACUCAAAAGUCAUUGAUUUUUUCAACAAUAACUAUCAUGUACCUGCUGUUGACACGACGUACAGCUGCCGAAUCUUUGACUUUUCUACUCUUCACAAAAAGCACCAUCUAACAAAGUUUGAGGUGGUUGUACAGAAAGGCCAUGAAGUUUUGGUGCACCACAUGGUAAUGUACAAGUGUCCAGGAAUCAACAGAAACCUUAUAAACUCACCUAAUUACGUUUGUCACGACGAUCCGGACAAGUCUAAACAUCCCUGUGGUAACAUCAUCGCCAUCUGGGCCGUUGGAGGAGAGGCGUUUUACUUCCCUGAUGAGGCUGGACUUCCGGUGGCUGAACCCGGGGAUACAGAUCUGUACAUCAUGGAAACCCAUUACAAUAACCCAGGAUUAAGAAAUGACUUUGUGGAUAGUUCUGGGUACCGGUUGACCGUGACCCCCACCCUGAGGCUUCAUGACGCAGGUGUUCUGCAAGUAACAGCCAUGGUUGACCAGAGUCAAGUGAUUCCUCCUUAUCAGCCCAAUUUUAUCUCAACUGUCUUCUGUAACGAAUCUAUUUUACAUCAGGGUCUAAAAGACUUUCCAAAUGGUAUCCAUAUCUUUGGAGUCCAGCAACACGCCCAUCUACUCGGCAAGGCGAUAAAAACACGACUUAUUCGAGGUGGAGUGGAACAGAAACCGUUAGCAGAUGACAGACACUAUGACUUUAAUUAUCAGGAUUUCCGUAGAACAAACAGAACACUAAGAGACGGCGAUAGCAUUAUUUUGGAGUGUACAUAUGACUCAACAGGAAGGACCAAUGUAACAUAUGGGGGCUUUUCUACAAGUGAAGAAAUGUGUGUAUCCUCCUUAUUCCAUUACCCACGUACAAGACUGUUUGCCUGCCUUAGUAAACCACUGUAUGAUCGACUCCACGACAACAUAAACAAACAGUGGGGUUAUCUUGCACCACUGACAUCUAAGUUUAAUGCCUUUGACUGGAAAAACGCAACUGUGUUCCAAAAGUUUAAUGAAAGUCUGGCCAAUGACUCUUACUUCUUCAUUUACGGACAUGAUAAAACUGUGUAUAACUACAGUGUCUUCCAUCCCCAGACUAUUUAUCCUACAGUACCUUACACAGAGCACAUAGACACAAACUGUACUGUUUAA